CAGACAAAUCUCUAGCUAACAGCGAAACGCUAAUUUCAUCCAGCAGCAGCGACCUACACCGACAAGCUCGUGAGCUUAGUUUGUUAUUAGUGCGGCGGCGGUGGCGAUGGCGUCCGGGCAGGAGAGCAGGGAGGAGCUGGACCGCAUGGCCCGCGAGGGCGAGACCGUCGUCCCCGGCGGCAAGAGCCUCGAGGCGCAGGAGCACCUCGCCGAGGGGCGUAGCCGCGGCGGGCAGACCCGGAGCGAGCAGCUGGGUCACGAGGGCUACAGCGAGAUGGGCAGCAAGGUCGGGCAGACCCAGAAGGAGCAGUUGAGCGAGGAGGGGUACAAGGAGAUGGGCAGCAAGGGCGGGCAGACCCGGAAGGAGCAGCUGGGCCACGAGGGGUACAGCGAGAUGGGGCGCAAGGGCGGGCUCAGCACCAAGGAGGAGUCCGGCGGCGAGCGCGCCGCCCGCGAGGGCAUCGAGAUCGACGAGUCCAAGUUCAGGACCAAGUCCUAGACGCUUGCCUGCUGCGUGCAGGCAGGGUUAGUGUGUAGUAGUGGGUGUUAAGCAGCCUAGCUAGCUAGUCGAAGACGUGCUUCCUCAAUCCUGUGGAGAACUGAGGUUGGCACGCGUUUGAAUAAUGUAGCCAUGUGUAGGGUGAGAGUCGUCGCAGCACGUACGCAUGGAGGGGUCAUCCUCAUGCGUGCUUCAGUUUCGUGUGUCGGUGCCUGGUCGCCGUCGUCGACCGGCCGGUGUUGGUUGGUUUAAGGCAGCAGGUCUCUUCAGGCUUUGUCUUCCUAGUCUAGCAGCCUGUUGUUAAUUUCCAUGUGCGUCGCGCCUCUACAGCUAGAUGGUCGUAGCUCAUGGUUUGUCCUCACCUGUGCCUCAAGUUUCGGUAAUUUAGUUGUCAGGUUCAUCA
Panicum virgatum (switchgrass) is the source of this 902-nucleotide messenger RNA. Its product is annotated as late embryogenesis abundant protein B19.3-like. Bases 107 to 499 code for a protein of 130 amino acids. The transcript has 2 exons. NCBI's taxonomy places the organism in Eukaryota, Viridiplantae, Streptophyta, Magnoliopsida, Poales, Poaceae. Gene Ontology annotation, cellular component: cytosol. The record is from RefSeq and is a predicted model, not a curated record. Gene Ontology annotation, biological process: response to abscisic acid.